Messenger RNA from Dacryopinax primogenitus, 675 nucleotides. RefSeq lists its product as uncharacterized. The transcript is spliced from 5 exons. The record is from RefSeq and is a predicted model, not a curated record. Bases 1 to 675 code for a protein of 224 amino acids. Gene Ontology annotation, cellular component: mitochondrion. Lineage: Eukaryota; Fungi; Basidiomycota; Dacrymycetes; Dacrymycetales; Dacrymycetaceae. Gene Ontology annotation, molecular function: metalloaminopeptidase activity; manganese ion binding.
AUGGAUUCCUUGCCAGACCAUAGUGUGGUCAUCGCACUCAGUGGGAAGAUCAAGUACAUGAGUCAGAGCAUCUUUUACAAAUUCAGACAAGCAUCGGAUUUUUGGUACCUCACUGGCUUCGCAGAGCCAGAAUCCGCGGUUGUUCUCGAUUCGAAAGGGUAUCGCAUGACUCUCUUCUUGCGGCCAAAAGACAAGCAACACGAACUCUGGGAAGGCGCAUGUACCGGCGUUGACGCUGCCAUUGCCCUUUUUGGUGCCGACUCGGCGCAUCCAAUGGAUUCCCUUCCCACCAUACUACGCUCUCUGCUCACAGACUCGAAAUGCGAGAACAUUUACGUCGACAGCAGCAUGUCCCCCAGAGGAAGGAGCAAGAAGGGGCUAUUUGACUUCCUCACCAAAGGGGCCAAGGCAGAAUAUGACGGUAUAUUGAGCGCUGCUAAAGGAAGAGUGAAGGAGCUUGGCACCGAGGUGGGACGGAUGAGGGCGUACAAGAGCGUGGCCGAGCAAAGAAUCAUGCGCAAGGCUGGAGAGAUCAGUGGGAGGGCGCAUGCCAAGACCAUGGCAUUCACUGCCGAGGCACAAACCGAGGCGCAGCUUGCCGCACAUCUCGAGUAUCAGUGUGCAUUGCACGGCGCACAACGUCCGGCCUAUGUUCCUGUUGUAGCAUCUGGGUGA